This is a messenger RNA of Megalops cyprinoides (Indo-Pacific tarpon), 787 nucleotides long. RefSeq names its product cysteine-rich DPF motif domain-containing protein 1-like. The record is from RefSeq and is a predicted model, not a curated record. The coding region runs from base 11 to 277 and encodes 88 amino acids. NCBI's taxonomy places the organism in Eukaryota, Metazoa, Chordata, Actinopteri, Elopiformes, Megalopidae. The transcript has 2 exons.
UUAUGUUCUUAUGCUUGUGCGUUUCCCUUGCUUUCGCAGCCUUCUGGAGGAGUGCUUUGUGAUGAAGGAUCCUUUCUGUCCCGAGAAAGAGAAGUUUCUCGUGUUGGGGUCACACUGCAGCUUGUGCCACAAGACCGUUUGCGUGGGCGCGGAGUGCAGCCUGUUUUACACCAAGCGCUUCUGCCUUCAGUGCGUGGGGGAGCACCUGGAGCAGUUUCCCCAGCAGAUCCAGACAGAGCUUGGCAAGAAGAAACAGACCCAGAAAACUCCCUCCUGAUCCCAGUCCCCUCAGAGAGCACCGAGACUGUGUGACACUGAAAGACUGUUUUCAGACAAGCGCUGCUCCCGGUGAACUGUUAAUAUUCGAAGCGAAUCGGUCAGGUGCUAUAGAGCAGUAUGACAGUUUAUUAACAAACCACACCACUGCCUUAGUGUUGUAAAUAAGUGAAUAAAUAUAUUUUGCUUUCAGUUUGGUGCUGUCCUUACUAAAUUAAAAAAACAGUCGUGCAUGCUUUUCUGGAAAGAGGUGAAGAUCUCUGAGGUUUAUGGUGGAGGAGCAGGACACCUGUACUUAUCUUACAACAGAUGGGGAAACAAGGAAAAUUAGUGAAUAAACAAUAGGAACUGCCCACAGCCAUUAUACCUGAUGUAUUUAUACAGCCAUGAUGGAUGAGCAGGUGCAGUCAGAGCAUCACCAGCACCUGCAAAUGAAGAACACAGAGAGGUUAGUGCCUGCAAUUUCCCGAGUGGCAACGAUUAAAGGUAUGAUGAACGAGAUCUUGAAAUC